Molecule: messenger RNA, 681 nt
Organism: Rhinocladiella mackenziei CBS 650.93
Lineage: Eukaryota; Fungi; Ascomycota; Eurotiomycetes; Chaetothyriales; Herpotrichiellaceae
Exons: 2
Coding region: 1-681 (226 amino acids)
Biological process (GO): transsulfuration
Molecular function (GO): cystathionine gamma-synthase activity
Source: RefSeq, a predicted model, not a curated record
AUGUCAGCCAAAAUCACCACUCCCUACGGUCACGCCGUUCCCCCUGCGUCUCGACAUUCAGUCACUGUCCACAUGCCCACCUGGGAAAAUGUGGAGAGAUAUGGUGCCGAUUCACGUUCCGUGAUUGCCACUUUCCAGAAUGCUUAUCCUCGAAUGAAACCACACCGAGAUAUCGCUUGUCUCACUUCGGCCAUUCUGGGACAUUUGGAUCUGGACAAUCAGGCAUGCCUUCUGUUUACAUCGCUGCAGUCGGCUCAAGAAUGCGAUGAUUAUUCCACAUCGCCGAGGCGCAACAGUGGGGCGAACAAGAAGCCAGUCGCGUAUCAUCAGAUUCAGAUCCGAGCCUUCCGCGCGAAAGAUCGCAUCUAUAUCGUCGUGUUCCCUUCAGAAAGUCUAUCAGUCGUCUCCGGAUUUUGGAGCACGCCGGGUGUUGGCGUGUCAUCUCGAUUUGCGGAAGCAAAUCUGGCGUUCAUCGGUCAGCUCGUGGAAGUCGAACUCUCCGAGGACAGCCAAUCCCGAUCGAGUUUGAGACGUCUGCGCAUGACAUCUUACGACAGAGAAUCAUCCAUUACCUUGGACGAGCGGCAUUGCAUCCGGGACUCGCAGCUCCUCCCUUCAACGAAGGACAUCUAUUUCCUUCCCAUGGCAUGGCCUCGAUCUACAAGCCGCACUCCUAUCUAA